GGCUAUUUAAGGAGCGGUGCCGAGUGCUCUGCUUCAUUUCCUCCACCAGUCGCUGAGAAUCUUAAGUUAAUAGAUCCGAUCCGCCCGGGUCUCGGCAUGGCGGCUCAAUAGAGAGGUAGCAGCGGCAGCAACGCAUCAGUGCACAGCACUGGGCACAAAAAGCACACACCGGCUUCAAAAUGGCGCUCCACAAUGGACUUCUCAGCAUUGCUGUAGUCGACAGCAUAGAAAUACUCGACUUGAAGACUUUGUUUUUCCUCGAAGAGCAUCUCAGUUUAACAAUACAGACAGAUGAUGUCAGUUUGGCCAGAUUCUUUCUCUUCCCUGAUGGAGGACUUCGUGUCCUUCCUCGAUUCGCCGUUUCUGACGGCUGAAGGGGACCCGUGUCUCCUGCACACAGAUCUGGAGGAGGCCGGGCCGGUGAAAUCGUGCCUCAGACCACUCCUGUCUGGUGGCAAUGAGGAAAGCGAUGCGUCCUCCCAGUGCCCGUGUGUUGACUCGUUACUGGACACAGACAAUAUUGCGGAGGAUGCAUUCACCGGCUUGGACUGGAUGGUAGAGAAGGUGGAUCUCUUUGAUAUCCUGAUGGUGGAUGAAAAUGGCUCUUCCUCCUCAGAGGAGCUGUUGGCCGUCUUGAACAGUUCCUGUGAUCUUGAAGAAUUGCCUUUUGAUUCCUUGUCAGCAAAACCACAAGUAGCUGACCUUGGCUUGAAUCUUGGCCUUGAGCCAUUCCCAAAUUCACCCCUGGGGUCAGAUCAGCUGGCUCCUGGUACCCCAACUGUUAUCCCAGAAUCUUUAACCUCGUCCCCUGAUGAUUUUUUCCACUUAGAAGUAGAGAAGGAAGUUAGUGUUUCAGAUGGUGAUGCAUUGCCUCAAUCCUGGCCUCUGCAGGAUUCCUGCAAAGAAGUGGAUGAAGGGCCAGUAUUGGAUUCUGACAGCGGAGUUGGGACCAGUCCCCCUCACUCCACUGAUGAGUCUUUUGACAGAAGUGCGUCGGAGGGAUCACCCCAAACUAGUGGAUCCUCACUAGAUGACUUCAGCCCCAUAAGGCCCAAACCAUAUGAUCGUCCUAGUGCAGAAAAUGUAGGCAGCUUGUCGAAAGUAAAAGUCAGUGGUAUGGAGCCAAGAGGUCUAGAGAAAAAGUUGAAGAAAAUGGAGCAGAACAAAAGUGCAGCGACACGGUAUAGACAGAAGAAGAGAGCAGAGCAUGGUGCUAUAGUUGCAGAGUGUAGUUUACUGGAGGAAAAGAAUAAAAAUCUGCAGGAGAAAGUGGACUCAUUAGCGAAAGAAAUUCAAUAUUUAAAAGGCUUGAUAGAAGAAGUUAGAAAAGCUAAAAGUAAUAAAAGUGCAAAAAGCUUGUAAUAUAGCAGCUGUUGUUUUGUACAUGUGUUGGCUAAAUAAUUUUUAAUAAAAAAAUAUUAAAUGAGA
Messenger RNA from Carcharodon carcharias (great white shark), 1428 nucleotides. RefSeq names its product cyclic AMP-dependent transcription factor ATF-4-like. Gene Ontology annotation, molecular function: RNA polymerase II transcription regulatory region sequence-specific DNA binding; DNA-binding transcription activator activity, RNA polymerase II-specific. Gene Ontology annotation, cellular component: nucleus; ATF4-CREB1 transcription factor complex; ATF1-ATF4 transcription factor complex. The record is from RefSeq and is a predicted model, not a curated record. Gene Ontology annotation, biological process: regulation of transcription by RNA polymerase II. The coding region runs from base 292 to 1362 and encodes 356 amino acids. NCBI's taxonomy places the organism in Eukaryota, Metazoa, Chordata, Chondrichthyes, Lamniformes, Lamnidae. The transcript is spliced from 3 exons.